This is a messenger RNA of Penicillium subrubescens, 1047 nucleotides long. RefSeq names its product S-adenosylmethionine-dependent methyltransferase. The record is from RefSeq and is a predicted model, not a curated record. The transcript is spliced from 3 exons. Bases 1 to 1047 code for a protein of 348 amino acids. NCBI's taxonomy places the organism in Eukaryota, Fungi, Ascomycota, Eurotiomycetes, Eurotiales, Aspergillaceae.
AUGAUCAGUACCACAACUGACGAGCCAAUUCACGUGCUCGAUCUGCCCCAGAUCUACCAGAAGGCCUCUGGGACCGAGCUCCUCAAGGCGCUCGCUUUAUUAGCGUUGCAGCCACGCACAUUCGGGACCAGUGCGGAGGCUAUCAAGGGCCCCUCGGUCCAGCCGGCGGGGGUGACGAGGUAUCUCACCCAGAUCAUCUCCAGUCCACUGUCAUGGCUGGAGACCGAUGAAUUGCGCGAGGCUGUAUGGGAUACGGCGGGAGCUCGUCUGAGUGAACGAUCGGGUCGUACUGCCAUGCCAGCCAUGUCCCGCAUCUUCAAUAUUCCCACGUCCUCCGGCGAAGACUAUACCCUCACAUUGCACGAACCAUCUCUCACCUCGGACAACCUGGGCAUGAAGACUUGGGUGUCAUCCUACCUGCUCUCCCGUCGGCUGCACAAACUGCUCGAAUCACCGCCCGAACUCGUCCCCGUUAGUUCGACAGAUCCAUCGACCGGAUCGUCUCAGGGAAAGAAGCCACUUCGGGCUCUUGAACUCGGCUCGGGUACCGGACUCGUCGGAUUGUCCUUUGCGGCAUUGAAGGGCAAGUCAGCCACGGUUCACUUGACCGAUCUCCCCGAGAUCGUCCCGAACUUGGCUCAUAAUGCCGCUCUGAAUGUCGAGCUGCUCAAUAAGUCCGAGGCCAAUGUGACUAGCGGAGUGCUGGAUUGGUCUGUGACGCCCACGCCGCUCCCCACUGCGGAAGAGCGAUUCGAUGUGAUCCUCGCGGCUGAUCCGCUGUACUCACCAAGCCACCCAAAGUGGUUGGUUGACACAAUCGCACCCUGGCUGAGCAAGGGAUUAGAUGCUCGUGUUAUCACUGAAAUGCCGUUGCGUGAUGCAUACCUGCCUCAAGUGCAAGAGUUCCGACAGCGCAUGACUGAUCUAGGCCUUGCGGUCGUUGAAGAGGGCGAAGAGAUCGGGUAUGAUGACUGGGAGAGUCCAGACGGCGAUGCACUAGCAGUGAAGUGCUGGUGGUCCGUUUGGGGAUGGAGUGAGAAGGUAUGA